GGUGUCAUGGAGGGGCUGUGGGCAGCAGCGGGGUGUGUGUGGAACCUUCUCUGUUCGUCAUUGGAGUAAAAAGUCCCAGCAGACCUUCUCAGUGCGCACAAACACACACAGAAGCAGGCAGCUCCUGUAGGACUCUCUCCUGCUCCGACUCCUCUCCGCUUUCUCUGAAACGGACUUUUCAAGCUGCAGCUGCGGAUGGACGCGUGAUGAGGUGGGGGAGAGCCGAGGGUGGCCGGUGGUCCGUGCUUAACAGGAAGCAAAAGGGGGCCGCAGCUUUCUCACACUGCUCAGUGAAAAAGUACAGCCAAACAGUUCGGUGACGGCGGAACAGCCAAUGAACAUAAAUGGUGCGUCGUGACGCAACAGGGCCCCGUAGAUAAGGAGCGGAGAGUCCAACCGGGACCUGAGAAGGAGGACCGGCACUUUUGGGGGUCCAGCAAAUACUCGCCUAUCAUCAGUCAACGUGAAGCCAGCUCCUCCUCUCCUGCCGUUACGCACAUACAUGCAGCCUCCUUGGCAAAAGACAAAACAUGAACUAAACAGACUGCCGUGAAGGGAAACUGCUUCUUUCAGACGACCAGGCGGGAUUUUAUCAACAAAGGCUGUGUUUUCAUUUUUUCCCCCUUUUUCCCCCAAUUUCUCUGCCAAACAAAAUAGUUUGAGCGACAUAAUUCAGCAUCAACUUGGACUGUUGAACGUGGAUGAGGGAAAGAAUCAUUUCUCACAACCUCUCUGUCAGUUUUAAUUUUUGAUCUAUUAUUUUUCUUCGUGGUCUUGUAGAAGGCUUCAACUUUUGGCGGUGCUUUUUGUCUAGUUGCUCGUUUUCUACAGAAACAAAAAAGGGAGAGACUUUGUCAAUGUCUUGCAGACCGCCGUAAUCCUGAAAUAUUACUCCAAGCGAGGAGGCGGCUGCUGAGAUCCGUGCAACGGGGGCUUCCAUAGUUGGUAUGUUCAUUUCCCAUAAAUGGAAAAAAAGACAUAGACAAAUCAGUUGGUAACAUCGAAAAUAAAAACAAAAUCUUAGAGAGGAAAAAAUCCAAUAAGAGAAGCAAUCUGCGCGCUUUUAAUGAAUUAAUCAUAGCUUAUUAAUAAUGAGAGCUGCAGAGAUUCGGAUGACGGUUUCCAUUGGCAGAUGAGCGGUAGUGUGGAGAACACGUGUCCAAUUUUUUCCUCAUAUUUUUUCCUCGCUGAUCUGGAUUUCUCACUUGUCAUCGCAAGAAAGGAAACCCCCCCACCCCCUAAAAAAUUGAGAAUUUCCAGUACCGUUAUUGCCGCUGAUGGACAUCUUGGCUUGCAGAUCCGAAGAGAACAGUUAUAAUAUCCUCCCCUCUGCGGCAACGAUGCUUUUCCAUGGCCUCCCUGGAGGCGACGUGCACGGUGUGGUGGAAGAAAUGGACCGGAGAGGAAAGGGCGAGUCAGCAGCCAUCAGCUCAGCCAUCGAUAUGGGAGAAUCAGAGACGUCCAUGCCGUGUAUGACCAGCGAGCGCGUGGCUCUGUGUGCAGGCUGCGGCAGGAAGAUCGCGGACCGUUACUACCUGCUGGCCGUGGACAAACAGUGGCACAUGCGCUGCCUCAAGUGCUGCGAGUGCAAACUCAACCUGGAGUCCGAGCUCACCUGCUUCAGCAAGGACGGCAGCAUCUACUGUAAGGAGGACUACUACAGAAGAUUUUCGGUGCAGAGAUGCGCCCGGUGCCACCUGGGUAUCUCGGCCUCGGAGAUGGUGAUGCGGGCCCGGGACCUGGUCUACCACCUCAACUGCUUCACCUGCACCACCUGCAGCAAGAUGCUCACCACCGGGGACCACUUUGGCAUGAAGGACAGCCUGGUGUACUGUCGCCUGCACUUUGAGACUCUCAUUCAGGGAGAAUAUCAGACACAUUUUAACCACGCGGACGUUGUCCCGCACAAAGGCCUGGGCCCGGCAAACACGCUCGGACUAUCCUACUUCAACGGCGUGGGGGCAGUGCAGAAAGGGCGGCCCAGGAAGAGGAAAAGUCCGGGGCCCGGGGCCGAGCUGGCCGCUUACAACGCAGCACUGAGCUGUAACGAGAACGACGGCGAGUCCAUGGACCGGGACUCCCAGUACAGCUCCAGUCAGAAGACCAAGCGUAUGCGGACAUCUUUCAAGCACCACCAGCUGAGGACGAUGAAGUCCUACUUCGCCAUCAACCACAACCCAGACGCCAAGGACCUCAAGCAACUGGCCCAGAAGACCGGCCUCACGAAGCGAGUCUUACAGGUUUGGUUCCAAAACGCUCGGGCCAAGUUCAGGAGGAACCUGCUGCGGCAGGAGAGCACCGGGGUGGACAAGGCAUCAGACGGAUCCACAUUGCAAGGUGGGACGCCUUCAGGCCCGGCAUCGGAGAUCUCUAACGCCUCCAUGAGCCCCUCCAGCACCCCCACCACCCUAACAGACUUGACCAACCCCACCAUGCCCACCGUCACCUCUGUUCUCACCUCAGUGCCGGGCGGCAUGGAUGUCCACGAGUGCCGGAGCCCAUCACAGACCACGCUGACCAGCCUCUUCUGAUGGUUAGAGCUCUAACCCCCCCCCGGCGACCCUCACCUCCUUGCACACACACAUACAUACACACUCCCACCAAAGCCCAAACCCCCUCUGGAUCUAAAACUGAGCACUGUUCACACCUUCGGACUUUCGCCGGAUUAGAAAAGAGAAGGAAACAAAUAAAAAAAAGAAAAAUUCUCUGAGUCUUUUAGAGGCUGUUGGCAUGGCUUGGCCGCCUGGCUGAGCCUCACACAUGGAACUCUUGUUGUUAUUUUGAUGUUGUCUUGUUGAGAAUUGAGGAGACUUGAUUUGCAUUUUACAAUGUUUACAGAGAGAGACUGCUGAGGACAAAAACUGCUUAAUUUUUGAGGGAAAUAAUUUUUUCCAGCACAGUAUUUAUGUUGUUGUACAAGAGUCACUGUUAGAAGGAUUGUAAAAAAUUCCUUUUUUUUUUUGUUUCUCUCUUUUUUUCAUUUUUGGAAAUCUGAGAUUAAACACAGGUUACAACAUC
Molecule: messenger RNA, 3018 nt
Organism: Melanotaenia boesemani (Boeseman's rainbowfish)
Lineage: Eukaryota; Metazoa; Chordata; Actinopteri; Atheriniformes; Melanotaeniidae
Gene: lhx2b
Product: LIM homeobox 2b
Exons: 5
Coding region: 1278-2531 (417 amino acids)
Biological process (GO): neuron differentiation; regulation of transcription by RNA polymerase II
Cellular component (GO): nucleus
Molecular function (GO): DNA-binding transcription factor activity, RNA polymerase II-specific; RNA polymerase II transcription regulatory region sequence-specific DNA binding
Source: RefSeq, a predicted model, not a curated record